CACCCGCAUCGAACUCGUCUAAGCUCGGGAAUCGGUCCGCCAUGGUGUGUGAUGAUAUGUGUUCGAACUGGACGAUCUCUACGAGAGGGAUUACGCUAGGGGUGUUAUGGAGUGAGAUUGUUUGUUGCAGAGAGAGUAGCGAUUGUACCACUGGUGGUUGCUCCUUGGACGUAAACGGCAACGGCGUUUGGCCGAUGCCAAGCUCCGCUCACUUCACCUGACACGCGCGGCGCAACCUGCCUCACACACUACACUUGCGGCAGCAACUCGGUGUGCACUCAACACGGUCGCUGGCGCACUCUGCAAGCUUUCAAGCUUUGGUCUACAUAGUACGCGCUUCGGGUUACAUAGUCGUUUCGCAGAGGGAAAGGCUCGCGUGAGACUCGUCCACGUUUGGUCGCGCUUUCAACUUUUGACAGCUUCAACGUGUGAUACGGCGACAUGGCGUUCACCGAAGACAGCUUGAAGGCGAAGCUUUCAUCGUUGAACGAGACGCAAGACUCGAUCUCGUCUGUUGGCCAGUGGAUCUUGUUCCAUAGACGACAUGCCGACAAAAUUGCUGCACUCUGGUCUCAACGUGUCAAAGAAUCGGCACCAAACAAGAAGUUGACACUCAUCUACCUCGCAAAUGAAAUCGUCCAGCAGUCCAAGAUCCGUAAGAAGGAGGAGUUCCUCCGCGCCUUCGAUCCCAUUAUCGUCGGCGGUAGCACCCAAGCCUACAAGGGCUCUCCCCCCGACAUCCAGUCCAAGAUGAGGCGAGUCUUCGAGGUGUGGAAGUCGCGCCAGGUCUUCCGGCCACAGAUCCUCGAGGAGCUCGAGCGCGGACUCGAUGACGUCGACCGCACGCGCUCAAACAAGAAACCCCUCGGCCAGCUCGGCGGCUCCCUCUUCUCUGGCUCUUCCAUUCCCCCCGAUCUCAAGGCCGUCGAGCCCUUCGCAACCGCUCUCCAGAAGGCCGACCUCGCCGCAAGGCCCCUCCUUACGACCGCAAACCAAGGCUGGGAGAAAAUCACAAAUCCAAACGCACCCAUACCCACGCCACCCAUACACGCCGCCGCCCUCGGUGCCCUAGUCCGGGACCUUGCAAAAGCAGAAAACGCCGUCGCAGACAGCAUCAAAGCGCGACAGGCCCUCGUCUCGGGCCUCGAGAAACUCCUUGAGACAAACCGCACCAAGCUCGCCGAAGAAGCGACACACGUCUCGGAGAUCAAGGUUCGCAAAGCCACCAUCGAGACCCGCAUGCGCGAGGUCGAGGCAGCCAUCAUGAGCGGCCUCGCGGAGACAAGCAACGGGGCCUCCGCGCCGCUGCCCUCCUUCGCGCAGGUAUCGUCGUCCCACGAACGCCCCGACGUCGAGGCUCUCACCCCGCCGCCGGUGGAGAGUUUCACGCCUGUCGGCUCGCCCACCCUCCAGGCGACGCAGACCCCGCUUCCAGAUGUGCCCGACGACGUCUUCCCCAAGAUGCCCGCGCACCCAGUUGAGCAACCCAUGGCAGCUGCCCCCGCAGGCACCACCACCAACGCCAUCGCGAACUCGGAGCCCGCGACCGCCAUUGGCGCGGUGAAUACCACCCCUGGCGCAGACUUGCUGCAUAGUCUUGCACAUGCGCGACCGAGCGAGGAGAACGGCGUGUAUGGGCAGGCGACGUACAAGAAGCGGAAGAUGAGUCGCAGUGCGGCGGAGGAUGAGUUUGCGGCGUUUGAGGGGGAUGCCGCGAUGAAUGGGAUUGAUUCGACGCUGGGGGAUUUGAUUUAGGGGAGUUGCGAGGCGCGGGGAGAGUGAGUCACGGAGAGGAAGUACUAGAUCCUCGAGAUUCUCGCUGUUGUAGGGAUUUGUAGUGCUGGGAUGUGAUCGGGGAGCUUACGCGAGGAGUGACAUGAUGGGAGGUUAUUGUUCAUGGCAAACUUCCUGUGUUUAAACAUAACGCUGUAUUUAGUGGAUUGCAACCUCACAGAUUAUGUGCGUCUGUUGGAGACAAUGUACUUUGUAAAGGGU
Paraphaeosphaeria sporulosa is the source of this 1995-nucleotide messenger RNA. RefSeq names its product DUF618-domain-containing protein. Gene Ontology annotation, molecular function: RNA polymerase II C-terminal domain binding. Lineage: Eukaryota; Fungi; Ascomycota; Dothideomycetes; Pleosporales; Didymosphaeriaceae. The transcript has 4 exons. The coding region runs from base 442 to 1755 and encodes 437 amino acids. Gene Ontology annotation, cellular component: RNA polymerase II, holoenzyme. The record is from RefSeq and is a predicted model, not a curated record. Gene Ontology annotation, biological process: mRNA 3'-end processing.